AUGGCAAUCCUCGGGUCCCUGCUGCUGCCACUGGGGCUGUUUCUGUGCCUUGGACUGCUGUGUUCUCCUGCCAGCUGCAUAAGUCACAAUGGCAACUGCAUGCUCUUCAAUAAGGUUAUUGUCGCCACUUACUCAGGAAUCCAUGCCAACCCAAACGUCUAUAAAAGCAAUACAGUCUACACAGUGUCAGUUCCUGUGAAUAAAAAUAUUACCUCUGUGAUCCUGCGAGCAAUAGACCAGGACAACUCACUCAUUGGCUCCUGGCAAAAAGCUGACAAGUAUUGCAGCAGCAGCGUCUUGUACCACAUGAAGAGCCGAUACAGCAAGUUCUUCGAGGCAAAAUGGGUAUCUCCUAGUUCCAUGAACAUAACUACAGUCGAGCUACAAGUCUUCACAGUCGAUUUGCACAAGGUGGCUAGAGUUUCUUUUAAGAUACUGAGAAGAAAUGGGACAACCUCAGACUUGACCACCAAGAUCUCCACAAUCAAGCCAACCACAGCCACAACCCCAAUCCCAACCCACAAGCUAACCACAACCCCAACCCACAAACUAAACACAAGCCCGAUCCACAAACUAAACACAACCCCGACCCACAAACUAGCCACAACCCCGACCCACAAACCAACCACAACCCCGACCCACAAACUAGCCACAACCCCGACCCACAAACUAACCACAACCCUGACUCACAAACUAGCCACAACCCCGACCCACAAACUAACCACAACCCUGACCCACAAACUAACCACAACCCCGGCCCAGGAACUAACCACAAUCCACAAAAUAACCACAACCCAUAAAUUAACCACAACCCAAACCACAGCCAAAAGCUUGGCCAACAGAGCCUUCCUCAGCCCCAUGAGAGAUGCCAUUCAGAUCCUGCUCGUCUUUCUCACCAGCAAACUCCUCUUCUAGAAGGAAGCUGGGGGAACAAUUGCUUCUGCCUCCACUGCAUCCUUCUAUGUUCAGUCCCAAGACAGGGCUCUGACCUGUGUGAAUGAAGACUCUGCGUUCUCAGGGUACAACUCUACUGCCACUGCUUCAGACCCAAAUGGAGACCUGAGGGUCACUUAGUGGAGGGUAGCCAGUCUGCUCACUGCUGUUCAACUGGAUCUCUCAGGACACAAAUUAGGCUUUUUGUAACCUGGUCUGGGUGUAACUUGGAAUUCUGGCUCUUAAUUUAACAUGUUGACAGCCAAUUCCGCAGUCAGUCUAAACUUUUGUUUAGAUGCAACGCCAGUAGUAUUUGAAGGGAAAGAAAAUAAGAAUGUACCAUGUCUGAGUAGCCAAGGAUAGGGAAAGAUUAUGGUAUAAAGGCAUUAUUUUCUGUCAUACCAAAUACGCUAUGCUUCAAGCAAGAAUAAUGAAUGUGUUAAAUU
Orcinus orca (killer whale) is the source of this 1379-nucleotide messenger RNA. RefSeq names its product placenta expressed transcript 1 (gene PLET1). The transcript has 4 exons. Gene Ontology annotation, biological process: negative regulation of cell-matrix adhesion; positive regulation of cell migration; wound healing, spreading of epidermal cells. Gene Ontology annotation, cellular component: apical plasma membrane; external side of plasma membrane. The record is from RefSeq and is a predicted model, not a curated record. NCBI's taxonomy places the organism in Eukaryota, Metazoa, Chordata, Mammalia, Artiodactyla, Delphinidae. The coding region runs from base 1 to 915 and encodes 304 amino acids.